Symbiodinium sp. CCMP2456 is the source of this 6870-nucleotide messenger RNA. The record is from the annotation of a GenBank genome assembly. NCBI's taxonomy places the organism in Eukaryota, Dinophyceae, Suessiales, Symbiodiniaceae.
AUGUCCAUCAGCUCGGAAGAAUCUGACGACGGUCGGGCCGGCGAAGCUUCCCAAAGUCUAGGCGAUCUCGACAAAGCAGGAGCCGACGACAAGUCCAAGAAGAAGCCACCAAAGCGUGGCAAGGGCAGCGACGGUGCUGGUGUCAAGUGUGACAAGACGCUCGAGUUUGGGAAGCCAAUUCGCAAUGCCAUCUGCGUCGGCAGCGAAGUCUGGACCGUUGAUUGGCACGGCGUCGCGACUGUUCGCGACCGAGACGACGCUGCAAAGGUGUUGGGAGAGAUCCCCACCGACAGGUUCGUCUGGUCAAUGCUGCACAUGAAGCCGGGACUGAUGUGGAUGGGCCAAGAGGCUCAGGGGAUUUCCCUCUUCGACUCGAAGAGGAAGGAGCCAAAGGGCAGUCUUUCCGGUGGUCAUACCGGAGGCGUGACUUGCCUCGCCUGUGACGAUUCUCUUGGCGACAUCGAUGCAGAGGAAUUUCCCUUGAGGAAAGCUUGGAGUGGCAGCAAUGAUUUCACCCUUCGUGAGUGGAUCAUCCACACAUGGCGCUCAAAGAAGGCCGUCCCAGCUGCGGUGAAAGAGGACAAGGAGGCGGUGGUGGUAGAGAUGGGCCGAUGGAAGGUCGGGAUGCUCAAAGGCAAGCACAUGCACGGGCACAAGAACGGGCUGAAGACUUUGCUCAAGCUUGGGCCCAUCCUCUGGUCUGGCAGCGACGAUGCCUCGAUCAGGCUUUGGAGAUGCAUUGACGGCGAAUGCAUCGAAGUGGUCGAGGAUGCACAUGCUGGCUCCGUGAACAAGCUGGCGGUGGUGAAGUGCUUCGUGUGGUCGGCUGGUGCAGACGGGCUGAUCAAGGAAUGGAACAUGACUGGUGAUCAGCGCGUGUGUCUCCGUCAAGUCGCACCGCCCGGAAGUGAAAAAGGCAUCUAUGCCCUGCUUCCACUCGGCCAUGAUGUUUGGGUCUGCGGCCACCAUCCGUCCAUCCAGGUGUAUUCCCAGAGGGACAUGGCCCAGACCUCCACGGAGGAUGGUCACAAGCCCUACGUGUCCAACCUCAUUGGAGUGGACAGGGUCGAAUCCAAGAUUAUUUGGAGCACGUCGUUCGGCGAUCGCAAGCUGAAAGUCUGGCGCCACACGGUUCGUGGCGAGGAGGCUUCAGUUGACGAGCUGAAAGCAGCCAACAUACUGUAUCAGCAAGAGGAGGAAACUCAAGCGGAGCGCAUCGAGAGCUAUUUGAAGAAGAUGAGAGCACUGGAAGAAUCGUCUUCGGGUCAGCAGGGAGAGAUCGACCUGCUCCAGAAGCAGCUGGAAGAUCAGACGGCAAAACGUGAGGAGCUUGAGUUCGAGCUAAGCACUUUGCAGAAGAUCUUCGAGGAAGCCGGUCUCGCGGAACUGCUCAAGGACCCAGAAGCCAUGGCAGCUUUCGUCGCACGCGCGGCAGCCCUGGCAGCGGAGUUAAGGAAGCUGGGCCUCGAAAGCCUUCUGGAAGAUCCCGAGGAGGUGGCGCGCCUCCUUUCGCUGAUGAAGCAACUCCAGGAGAUUUUGGAGCGUUGCGGACUAUCGAGCCUGCUGGAGAAGCCUUCGGAGCUGGAAGCUAUGCUUUUGCGCUACAAAGCCAUGCAAGCCUCCUUUGAGAAGAACGGCUUCUCCGAGUUGUUUGAGGAUACCGACCGACUGGAGAAGUUCCUCGAGACUCACCGACAGGUUCGGUCGUCGUUCCAAGCUGCCGGCUUCGAGAAUUUGCUGGAUGAUGCCGCUGCAGCAGAGCAGUUCUUCCAAAAGCGCCAGGCAGACCUCGAGUCUUCUGCGGCCGCCUCCGAGACGGUCGCAGCUUUGCAGGCCCAGCUCCAGCAAGUGACUCAGGACUUGGAGGCGAUGCAGGGGCAGCGCGACGCCCUGCAGCACGAGUGCGACGAGCUCAAAGAUCGGCUUGAGGUGAUUGCACUUCAAGGCGAAUAUGACCGAGUGGUUAUGGCAAAGCUUCGACAAGUCUUCGAGGAAGCGGGUCAAAGCAACCUGCUUGUUGAGUUCGAGGCAGCCAGUACCACAGACGGUGGCGAAGUUGAGGAUGCAGACUUUGCCGAAGACGACGGAGUAGACGAUGAUGAAGACGAGGCUGAUGAGGACCCUGCCGAAGAUGCGGACGAGGAGGCCGAGGAAGAGGAGGCUGACGAAGACGAGGCAACGGAUGAGGAUUCAGGAGGGAAGGAAACGAAUGCCAUCGCGAAGGAAGCGAAACCUCGAAAGCCUUCGGCGGAGAGCAGCAAGGCGAAACAAAGUCCUCCUCGAGAGUCCUUCCCGGCGCUCCGUGCCUACCUGUCUCGCACGACGGCCUUCGAACGGGUUCUCCGGGAUGAAGGGAUGGAACACCUGCUCGAUGACCCACCAGAGCUUGGUCGUCUUUUGCGGCUGAUCAAGUCCUUGAUGAGCACUCUCGAGACAUAUGGUUUGAAGGAGGCCGAGAAGGAUCCGUCCCUGCUGGCUGAAAUCCUUUCUGCUUACAGAGCGCUGCAGUCCGCCUUCCGGGAAUACGACAUGGAGGAACUUUUCGAAGAUCCCGAGUAUGCCCUCAAGGCCUUCUUGCGCAAUCAUCAUCGGAUCCGCGCUGAGUUCGACAAGUACGGCUUAGGCUACCUCUUCGACAGUGUGCCGUCAAUGCGAGAUUUCCUUGCAAAGUACAAGGACAUGGAGCAGGAACUCAAGGCCGUGAAGGAGGCGAGAGCUGGAGAAAGGUUGGCUCAACGCGACGCUGACAUGGCCCGCCUCGAGAGCCGUCUCCUCAAGAAGGAAGAGGAGAUCGAAGAUCUGAAAGCUCGGCUCAAGGAGUUCGAACAGUUGGGCGACGUGAGCGCGGUAAGGAAGUGGAAAGCUGAUGCGGAAGAGCUCAAGCGCCUGCAGAGGAUCUACAACUCCACCAGCAGCCGCCUCGCCGAGCUGGAAAGGGCCUUGGACCUCAAAGAGAAGGAGCGCGAGGCUGCGUUGGAGAAGGAGCGGCUCAUGGCCGUCAAGUACAAGGAGCUGGACAUAUUCAAGCUGGACAUCAUCGCUCGUGAGCUCAAGGCACUGGACAACGAGCUCGGCCGAGUAGGCAGCGGUGUGAAGUCCUUAAGUCAAGACUCCAGCCGCCUAAGGAACUACGACGAGCAGCAGAUGGUCAGCCAGCACAGCAACAACCUCCUAGAUCAAUGCAAACUUCUUCGAGCACACAUCCGAGAUGUCAUCAACAAGUGUCUCUCCGAAACGCAGAAAAUGCAUAUCGGAGUCGGAAUUGAUGAUUACCUCGCGGCUGGUGAGCUGAAGGAUGGCGGCACCAUGAUCGCGGCCGUUUACGAGGAAAUUGAGCGCCCGGACCAUGGUAGUUCAAAGGCGGCGAAGCUCCGCCAGCAAGACGAGAGGAGCUUUCGCUGUCUCUGUUCUGAUGUCACUGCGAGAAUGGUCAGCCUCUUUCGAAACACGGACGUGCGGGAUGAUGUGCUGAAGCUCGAAAGGCGUCUGGACGAGUCGCGCAAGCGCAAUGACGAUCUCCUGGAACGGGUGGCUAUUCUUGACUCCGAGGUUACAAAGAAAGAGCUGUUGCUGAAGGACUCUGAGCAGAAGGUAAGUGAUGUCACCCAAGAGCUGCAAGCCAAAGAUGCUGCAGCAAAGAAGCUGGAGGAGGAGUUGCAAGACCAGCUGGCCAGCGCGCGGCAGGAGCGAGAGGCGUCGGACAAGAUUUUGGAGCUGACAGAGAAGGUUGAGGCACUGCAAGCCCAACUUGCCUCUGCAGCAGAACGAGGUGAUGCUCUAGAGGCCAAGGCCAAGGAUGAGACGGAGCAACUUCGUGCCGAAGUCGCAGCUGAGCGGGAUGGUCGAGCAACAGAUGCAGCGCGAGAAGCAGCGCAUGCAAAGCAGCUGAAGGCCACUAUCGAGGAGCUGCAGGGGACGCUUGCGAGUCAAGUCGAAGCAAGUUCCAAGCAGGAGCGAGAUGCCUCUGCCAAGUGUGAGGAGCUCGUCGACAGGAUUGUAGCACUGCAAACAGAGAAUGCCGGCGCAGUGGAACGAGCUGAUGCCCUGGAGGCGAAGGAGCGAGAUACCGUGGCGACAAUCCGAGAACUCGCAGACAAGGUUGACUCACUGCAGACGCAACUUGCGGCUGCAGUAGAGCGAAGUCAUGCUUUGGAUGUCAAUGCCAAGGACGAGACGGAGCGACUUCAUGCCGAAAUCGCAGCUGAGCGGAAAGGUCGAGCAGCAGAUGCAUCGAGAGAAGCCGCCCUGCAGGCCACUAUCGAGGAGCUGCAGGGAGCCCUUGUGAAUCAAGCGGAAGCAAGCUCGGUAAAGGAACGUGAGGCAUCGGCAAAGAUCCGGGAACUCACGGAGAAGAUUGAAGAACUGCAGACCCAACUUGCCGAUACCAUUGAAAGAGGGCAUGCUCUAGGGGCCAAAAGGAGCGAAGAGGUGGAGGGGCUGACCUGCGAAGUUCUGCAGCCUCUGGCCUUUCCUGGCGCAAUUCUGUUCUGGUUUGCUAGGCUUCGCAACGACCUUGCUGCAGAGCAGGAGCGCAGGGCAGACGGUGAACGUGCUGCCGAGACAGCGAGGCAUAAAACGGAGCAGGAGCUGAGAAAAGCAAAUGAUGAAGUCAACAACUUACGGGACGCAGCUUCCAAAUCGGCCGAGACGCAUGCUGAGGAGCACAGGACUGCCCUGGCGAGGAUCGAAGAGCUAACUGAGAAAGUGUGCAGUUGGCAGGCGCAGUACUCAUCGGAAAAGGGGAGAGGCGAUGCACUACAAGCCAAAGCCAAAGAUGAUGUGGACGCUGUCACGUCGGAGCUGGACCAGCUUCGUGCUGAGCUCGCAUCAGAGCAAGCAGGCCGAGCAUCUGAUGCCUCCAAUGCAGCUGCCGAUGCGGAACAGAUGAAUGCGACCAUCCAGCGUUUGCAGCAUGACCUUUCUCGUGGGGAUAAAGAGGCCGCGGACAAAGUGAAGAAUCUCUCAGAGCAGCUUGAUGCAUGGAAAUCAAAGCAUGCCGAAGCUCUCGCAAAAGCGGCCCAGCUGCUAGAGCCACCUGGCUUUGCUAAAACCAGGCCUACUUUGACUGCUUUGCAGUGCCCAGAUAUGUGCUCUUUGAAUGUUCGCAGCUGGUGGAAGUUGUCGCUGGAGCAGUGCCGAGCAGAGUGUGCAGAGGCAGUGUCUCUGAAAGAAGCCGGAGCCAGUGAUGCAGCGAAUUUGUUGUCCGUCCAGGCCGAGCUGCAGCGGCAAGUCGAAAGCGAGAAGCAUCACCAUGCGCAAACUCGGGAGCAGCUGGAAAUCGCUCAUGGCGCCCACGAAGUCAUGAAGGCCAAGCUGGAAGAUCAGCUCGACAAAGAGCGGAGGCUACAUGCACAAACUCGUGAGCAGCUCGAAGUGGAGGUCGGCACGAGCUCCGUGGAGAAGGCUCAGCUGCAGCAGGAACUAGAGCACCAGCGACAGCUUCAUUUGCAAGCAGCGGAGCAACUGCAGCAGCAGACGCAGUCGCAUGCCGAGCUCAGCAACCGCCUUGCUGCCGAGCAGCAGGCAUCUUACGAAGAGGAGACUUCAGGGGCUCUGGCCUUGGACUUCACCAACUCAAAGAAGUCCCUGCGGCCGGCUUCGUAUCUUGACGUCAUGCCGAGCAUCGACUUGGGCGACGCAGCAUGUAUCUACAACAUCCCCAUUUGCGGUGGCUUCUGUGUUCAGUAUCCUACGCAGCUUCUCCAAACAUUUCAAUUCUUGCCAGUCCUAGCGACAUCGGAAGUCCUUCGCCUGGCGGCCACAGUUUUUCAGGACUCAGAGCAUCCCAUGGCGCACGCGGAGGAGUGGGAUCGUCGCCUACAGGAAGGGCGCGGUGUCCACUUUGUAGUCCGGCAGGAAGGACAGCUGGUCAGCUUCCUCACUGCAUACCAAAGCAACAACAUCCGGAGAACUCGUGCCACAGACGACGCAGACAGCAAUUGCUUUCAUGUCUGGAUGGCUGGGACCCACCCAGACUUCCGGGGACGAGGUUCUAUGACAGCUCUAUUCCAUGCCGCGGAGAAGACCGCGACAAGCCGCGGCUUGAGGUACAUGACGCUGAACACCUAUCCGACGAGGUUCCCGGACAUGUUCAAGCUCGCCACUGCCCAGUGGGAGAUGCAUGAAGAUACAAUGGGGGGUCGGGACAUGAAGGACAAGGAUGUUGGGAAGGUCUCGCUGAUCAAGCUCCUCAAUUGUCGAGACACCCAAGAUUACAGGCGAGAGUCUGCGGGAGAGUCGCUUGCGCUUUGCCCUGCCAACACAGCACAAGCAAUGGCAUGGGCCAUGAAAGACCAGCAUCAAGAUGGAGGUGAAACCUCAGCCAUCGCAAAUUGGUGCCAUUGCGCUCCCAUUGGCAGCGCUUGCACUUGUUGCCAGACGACCGAGGAGUUUUACUUCGCGAAGUGGAUCUUGUCUGCUCAUGCUCGAAGAGGCGUAGGCUGCCGUGAUGGCGCAGAAAAGGCAACAAGGACUCCGAUUCUGGUCCCCUUCCAGACCGUGGCAUCCUUAUCUUGUCAAAUCUCGGGUGCAGGUGUCGACAGGCAGGCAGCUUGUCAAUGGGAUUUUACCUAUGCAGGCAGCGCAGGCAUGGCACAGGGGGAUAAAGACAUGCUGGCUUACUUCACGCGCGUCGUCCAGGACCCCGAGUCAGCGGCGGAGCUCCCCGCAGCUUUGGCGACCACGUGCAGCGCCAUUCCCAGCCGGACGCCCCAGGUUGGUUACACAGGCUACUGGGAGCAAGGUCUUCCAGCUUUGAGCAAAUUUCCACUACCGUGGAAUUGGAGUUCCUCGUACGACGAGGUGCUGUGGUCGACACUUUGGGAUCGUUCAGAGCGGCUGGUCCAAGAUACACUGCACAACAGCAGCUGA